Messenger RNA from Purpureocillium lilacinum, 606 nucleotides. RefSeq lists its product as uncharacterized. The record is from RefSeq and is a predicted model, not a curated record. NCBI's taxonomy places the organism in Eukaryota, Fungi, Ascomycota, Sordariomycetes, Hypocreales, Ophiocordycipitaceae. Gene Ontology annotation, cellular component: intracellular membrane-bounded organelle.
AUGCGAAUAAGGCUACCCUUUGCAGGUGUCUUCCUGCUCCUGCUACUGCUCGCCGGUUACGCCGGUCUCUCCACGCUCCAGCUCGGCGACUAUGUCAACGACAAAGUCCUCCACCUCGUCACCUUCUUCGCCCUCACCAUCGUCUUCUACUGGAUCGUUGACACGAACCGCCGGCGCACCCUCAACAUGACGCUCAUAGUAUGCACCCUCAUCCUGGGCGUGGGCUCCGAGUUCGUGCAGAGCUUCCUCCCCAACGAUCGCGAUUUCGACAUGUACGACAUCGUUGCAAACGUGGUGGGUAGUCUUGCCGGGCUGGGGCUGUGCUCUUGGUACCACAAGCGCAUGCUGGAGCGGCGGAGGCAGCGCAAGACAUACAACGCCGUCCCUGGCGAAGACGCCGACGAUGUCGAGCUCGGCGAAGACCACGAGACGGGCGUGACCGAUGGGCCAUCUCGGGGCAUGACGCUAGAGGAGGAGGUGGACAAUUGGGACGAGAACGCACCCGACGAUUGGGACGACGGCGACGCCGCCCAGCAGUCGGGAGUGACGGCCGCCAAAGAGCCAGACACUGUCGACAUUGGAGAUGCGAAGAAGCGAACGGACUGA